AUGUUCUCCAUGUCUACACGGUUGCUUCUUUUGGCAGUGGCGGUAGCGGCCUUCCUUGAUGUUGAAGAUGAUUUCGAAAACAAUGCAACUGCCAAAGUCUUACCAAACCGGAUGGUUUAUGAUGGAGUUUUUCAGCUAGGAGUGACGAAAGUUGCGGGAGUUCCAAACGUUCGAAAACGACAAUCCAAGUCAAAUUUGGCGAACCCUUACAUUGGAGAUAUUUAUAUGAUCACCGUACAGAUUGGGUAUCCUCCACAGUCUAUAACCCUCAGUAUCGAUACAGGGAGCAGUGAUGUUUGGGUGAAUCCGCAGUGCGCUACCUCGGGGUGGGCAUCAUUUUGCGCCGGUUAUCCUCAGUAUGAUCCUACGAAAUCUACAUCUUUCGUACCGUUGAGUCAAGCCUUAAAUAUAGCAUAUGGUAUAGGUGCAGUCACUGGAGCUUAUGCGACGGACAAUUUUAUGAUGGGGUCAGGUCCGACCCUUAAAAAACUUCAGUUCGGUGUUGCAUCAGGUAGUAAUCGAAUGUUUGCGGGUAUAAUGGGUGUAUCCUGGGGGCUUGGCCUUGGAACUGGUUAUUACAAUAUUAUUGAUCAACUCGCCUUGCAAGGUCUGACAAAAACUCGCGCAUUUGCUAUUGACUUGGGCAAUGUUGAUACAGCUUCAGGCUCCAUUAUCUUUGGCGGUCUCGAUACAAAGAAGUACUACGGUUCACUCAUUAAAAAUCCCAUUAUACCAUUUUAUCAAAGUCCUGAUGGGUAUCCAAGAUACUGGAUCAAUAUGACGUACUUUGGUAUUACAUUUCCAGGUCAGCUACCGACGAAUUUGACAUCUCCCGGUUAUGCGAAACCCGUCAUUGUUGACUCCGGAAGUACAUUGAGUUAUUUGCCACCUUCACUUAUCAACGCCAUGCUCCCUUAUUUUCCAGGAUGGGUCAGUAAAGGAGGUGGCCUCUACACUAUUCCUUGUAGCUUCAGAAAUAUCGCAGGGACGAUGGAUUUCGGAUUCGCGGGGCAGAUUAUCCGGAUCCAAUUAGCUCAAUUUAUAUGGUUCAAUGGUGCUACAUGCUAUGGACCAAUUGCCAAUGCUGCCGAAAAGACGGAUGUGAUUUUAGGAGAUACCUUCAUGAGAGGUGCUUAUGUGGUGUUUGAUCAGGACAACGCAAAUGUCCACAUUGCACAAGCUGCGAGUUGCGGAUCGAAUGUUGUACCCAUUACUUCGGGUACCGAUGGAGUUCCUUCAAUGACAGGAGGUUGCCCGAGUCCAGCAUUUUCUUAUGGAACAUCAUCUUAUACGGUUAGUAGUUGUCUGAAUCUUUCGCAAUAA
Molecule: messenger RNA, 1323 nt
Organism: Botrytis fragariae
Lineage: Eukaryota; Fungi; Ascomycota; Leotiomycetes; Helotiales; Sclerotiniaceae
Product: putative secreted aspartic proteinase protein
Exons: 5
Coding region: 1-1323 (440 amino acids)
Biological process (GO): proteolysis
Molecular function (GO): aspartic-type endopeptidase activity
Source: RefSeq, a predicted model, not a curated record